Molecule: messenger RNA, 423 nt
Organism: Uloborus diversus
Lineage: Eukaryota; Metazoa; Arthropoda; Arachnida; Araneae; Uloboridae
Product: U1-hexatoxin-Iw1e-like
Exons: 4
Coding region: 31-342 (103 amino acids)
Source: RefSeq, a predicted model, not a curated record
UUUGAAGUUUUUUCUAGCAUUUCAGCAACAAUGAAGGUCCUCGCAGCCUGUUUGGUUUUCGCAGUCACUCUAGCGGUUGCUUCCGCUGCUUUGACAUGUAUGAUGGACAAAGAUAAGUGCGCAGAGGAUGAGUGCUGUGUUAGACUUGGACCAGCAGGUCGUUGCAAAAAACUUCAGGAGCUCGACAAACCAUGUGAAGUGCACCCCGGAAAACUACCGCUGAGGGACCACGUCUACUUAUUUAUGUGUCCAUGUGGAGCAGGUCUUAAAUGUGUGCCAAAGGACGGACUCGUCGGAAAACUUAUGGGUACUUGCCAAGAAGAUAGCGGUGAAGAGGAAUAAUGUUUUUGAAAUAGAUCUGCAUGUUGCUUCCAGCCAAUUGUAUAGACCAUUUCAAAGCAUAAUAAAAUUAUAAAUACCUCA